UUUCAUAGGUUAAGGUUAUGUUUACAUUCAUCCGGUCAGCACAGCAGUCGAUAUUCGUUCAAUUUACUUUAAUGCCAGUUAAUUUAGUGUACUCAAGAAAUUUUUUCAAGGCAGUACUUUUUGUUAAUCUGUUGGAUAAAGAACGUAUUUUUUCCAGUGUAGUGAAACUGUCGCUGUCUCAAAUGGCCUCAUUGUUUUUUGCAAUAUUCUCCGCUUCUGAAGUCUAUUCUUCUCUCGGCCCUCAAAAUUUUCACUCUAAUAUAGGCUCAAAUGGAAUUUUGCAGUGGUUUACAGGAGCAGCAUCUUCUUUAUUCUUAAACUGAAACGCUCUUUAAUUUUGGAGUUAUUGUUCACUAUUGAAUACUUGACCCUUUGGCUUUCAUGAUUCCAUCGCAGUCAUGGUUCGAAUUUGCCAUUAUCUGUUGCAAAUGAGAUUUUACUCUCUUGCCAAGCAUAGCUCAUUAAAUUUUCAACUUCUGAAUGCAUUGAAUUCUGCUAGAGCUGCCAAUAAUAUAAGUCUUCUUUGUCCAAGGUACAUUUCCCUUGCUCAAAUUAAAUAUCACAUACCUCCUAGGAGUACUAAAAUCAAGAAACAACCUGUCUCAUCAGUUAUCAAGAAACAACCAGUCUCAUCAGUUAUGUUUCAAGACCGCUUCUUCAAGUAUCUCAGGGAAAACAAUAAAUUCUUUACUGUUACUCCAAUAACAUCAGAUGAUAGUGUCAAAAAACUAAUGCUGACAGAAAUCAAAGAAGUGACCAGUACUGAGUUACCAGUUUUUAUUUCCACUGCUAUUGUCAAUGGUAAAUUGACAGAAACUUUGAAAGCACGGUUGGAUGAGGAAUGCCUUUCCAGAUUAUCAUCAUUCACAACUGACGAUGUUCUAAAAGUUGUUGAUGCUUGGCUCUACAUUGUUCCGCAUAUCCUGAACAAUUUGAAGUUUUAUCACGAAGCAAUGCCUUUGUUUGACCGCAUCCUGAGCAGCAAUGAUACAAGCUUGCCUGCAUUCGUCCAGACUUUUUACUACGUUAGUCUAUGUAAAGAUAAGAAUCUUGCAAGGGACAUUAUAAGGAAAGCUCUAGAUAAACUUCAGUCCUCUCAUAGUUUAAUGAGAGCUUUAAGUCUAGAUGAGCUGGUUAUAAUCUCCGUUUCCAUAUUUCGUACGAGCAACACCAUUUCAUCUCGGGCCUUAUUACGAACAAUUUCGGAUGGCAUUAUGACUAAUUUGCAAAGAUUAAUGAAAGAUGAUGCCUCAUUGGUUACAUUGAUUAAACCUUUGAGACCAGCUGAAUUCUAUGAUCUCAAAUUAUUAGAUGCUAUAGCAGCUAAUCUGUCAUUACUGAAAACAAAGAGCUUUAUCACUAAGAUUCAAGUUUUUGCACUUUUUGGGCAGUCCCUAUAUCCUGACAAAGAUUUCCUCCAAAAAUUUGCUGAUGACAUUGGCCACAGUUUAUUGGAUUUGCUGGAAAAUAAAGAGACAAUGGACAUCAGGAUAAAAGAUGUAUCAAGAUUUUUUUGGUCGCUAAGUUUUCUGAAUGUGAUACCGCAAGUUGAAAAUUUAGACAAAGAAGUCAUGGAGAAAAUAGAAGAUUGGAUCCUUGAUAAUCAAUUCAAUGAAUCCAACUUACAUUGGUUAAUCUCAAUAAUGUGCAGUAUUUUUAUUUUCAACUGGGAUUAUGAACAACUUUUUAGGAGAGUCUUCGACAGUUUUUCAGCACAUCAAUUGAACGUUCCUAAUCACUCAGCCAAUUUUCGGAACUUAAAUUUAUUGAUAGCUGGUCUCAGGAUUGAGGCUCCUUAUCUGGUUUCCGAAGACUUGACGAGUAUCCUAAGGCCAACUAUUGCUCCGACAGCCGUGAACCAUUUGCGAACAAGACCAGUUUUAAAGGAUGCUUAUAAAACAGCCUGGUCACUUACAAAGGACCAUAAUGUAACUGAUAUUUUGUGCCAUUUUAACAUUCCUCACGUUCUCAUACUGGGUCUAACGUUCUAUACGCCCAAAAGAAACCUUCUGAACAUUGAAGUUUUGGAUAGGAGCAACUGUUUACUGACCUCAAAUAUCCCCCACGGAUUGAUGAGCCUAAAGUUGCGAUUAUUGAAGCAAUUGCAUGAGCACAUUCUUAUCAUCGACUCAACACGACUUUCCAAGGACAACAAUUUUCGAAUCAUGUUUGAAAAGAAAAUUAGAGAGGUUGAUGGUGUCGAUUAAAAUUUUGGCCGAGAUAAGAGUGGGUUUCUCCUGUGAACAAAACUUUUGACAAUCAUCAGUGUAUUUUUCAGGGGCGCGUCAGUGCACUGUUGCAAUUUUUCCUGGUACCAGAUUUGAACUAAGGACCUUCAACAGAGCACCGACUUAAUGCCGGAAAAACAAUAUCAUGUGGCCAAGGAGGAGGCUGAGUGGAUCACCCCCUUUCUCCCCACAGAUGAACUAUAUGAAAGGCAGUUUUUUUUUACUAGAGCUCUCUUGGCAUGGGGCAUUAAUAAAUGCUGACUUCCUAAUCAUGAAAUUAAUUGUAAGUUAGGUGUCAGGAGUAUUUUUUGUACUUUUUGAGCGUACACCCAACACAAUUAUAGAAAAAAGAAACACAAACUAGACAAUUAAAUUUGAUUUGAUCGUUAA
Messenger RNA from Bemisia tabaci, 2618 nucleotides. RefSeq lists its product as uncharacterized. NCBI's taxonomy places the organism in Eukaryota, Metazoa, Arthropoda, Insecta, Hemiptera, Aleyrodidae. The record is from RefSeq and is a predicted model, not a curated record.